This is a messenger RNA of Candidozyma haemuli, 1029 nucleotides long. RefSeq lists its product as uncharacterized. NCBI's taxonomy places the organism in Eukaryota, Fungi, Ascomycota, Pichiomycetes, Serinales, Metschnikowiaceae. The coding region runs from base 1 to 1029 and encodes 342 amino acids. The record is from RefSeq and is a predicted model, not a curated record. The transcript has a single exon.
AUGAAGGUUCAAUCCGUCUCCACUACUUUCGCUCUUGCCUUGUUGACUUCGGUCCAAGCUGCUCCAGCUCAGUUCGGCCCUACUACUGCCGAGACUGCUCUUUCUAAGAGACAGGAGGACCAGCUCAAGGAGCUUACUGCUGCCAUUGACCACUUCCAGGUGAAGAGAGCUGAGAUUGUUGACCCAGUCGAGCUUCAGGCUAGAGAGUACGCUCUUGUCACUCAGAUCUUGGCUGCCAUCAACUCUACCAACCUUGCUCCAAAGAUUAUCCAGGGUUUGGUUACCAACAAGCUUCUCCAGCCACUUGUUACCAAUGCUGUUAUUGCUAUUAUCAGAUCUGGUAUCAUUUCUUUGGAUACUUUGUUCCAGGCUUUGGACAAGUCCGGUUUGGCUACCAGAGUUGUCAAGGACCUUCUUAACGACUGUACCUUCUACGAGGACAUUUUCAAGUUGGCCUUGAAGGAAAUUUCCAACUUGGUUGACAAGAUCCAGGACAAGCUCAGCGGUGGCUCUCCAGAUGUCAAGAGAUUCCUUGAGGAGGAUGAGUACGCUCUUCCACCACAGGUCAAGAGAAGCGACGAGGAGAUUGAGGAAUUGAUGAAGAGAUACGACGAGGAUGGAAUUGUCAACAACUUGUUGGAGUCCUUGGCUAACUCUGGUUUGGCCUCUUCUGUCGUUAGAGUGUUGCUCGUUGACCCUCAAUUCUUGGAGUACGGUGUUGACUUGAUCAAGAAGUUGUGGGACGAAGACCUCAUUGACCUUACCGCCUUCAUCAAGGCUAUUGCCAACUCUGGUUUGGUUACCUCUUUGUUCAAGGAGUUCUUCAACCUCGAAACUUUGAAGACUGUCAUUUUCAAUGCCUUGGCUGCUCUCUUCGGCACUUGUGACGGUUCUACCAUUUCUGGUUCUCCAACUGGUCUUACUACCCAGACUACUUCUACCACCAGUCUUCCUACUUUCACUGCCACUGGUACUAGUGUGCCAACUGGCUGUAAGAAGAGAAGAAGAAGAAGAUCUUACAACUACUAA